AUGCCUCACGAGCGUCGUCAUGCGAGAGAGCCGAGCAAAGACGAGCAGCAGUACAUUAUUCUCGUCAAAGAUAUUCCGCGUGCGUGCAGAUGGCAAGAGCUCAAGGACAUGACUAGGCUGCUCGGCGGGGAGCAAAGUCUGAAAGCCGAAGUAUUUCAAACCCGCGACGGUCCGCAGGUGGGACAUUGUACUAUCAAAGGCAAGGUGGCAGCACAGCAAGUCUUUGACAACUUCUGCCAACGAGGAUGGAAUGGCCUUUCGGUUGAGGUGUCGCUUGCCGUCCUGGAGAAGCCCGACACUCUGAAGCCAGUCAUACCAAUGACUCGCACUCUUGGUCUUGUACAAAGAGCUCAGAGCAAAGUGAUUCAGGAGCAUGUGCCAUCUGCUAAUGUCCAUGGUUGUUUUGUCAAACCUCUACUUCCAACGACUCCUCCUCAGCCGCUUUCUCCGAUGUAUCAUCAUCAUUACACCACUGCUGGGGCCACCUUGUCCCCUAACUCGGGAAUGAUAGGACCUCAGAUGUGUGCAGCUCAUGUCCAUGGCUACGUCAACCCAGGCUCAAGCACAGCGGCCUACAAUGGUGCAGCCUGCAAUAUGGACCACAUGCCUGCUUAUUCGCCAGUCACGUCUAGACCCAGAGGGAAAAGCGGUCAUCCUAGCACUGCUACUCAGCGAAUAGGCAACGACAAUAGUCUGAUUUGCAUUUCCGGCCUACCAUACUCUCAAUCCGAGCAUGAACUAAGUCACAUUCUCCGACGAUUCGGAUCCUUGAAGUAUCUCGAGUUGCCACCUGACACUCGCUCCCAUGGCAAAUGUAAGGGCACAGCAAAGGCCAUGUACGCAAAUUCCAGUCAAGCAAUCGCUGCAACACGCAAUCUUGAUGGAAUGCACUUUGGUGGUCGCAAAAUCAGCGUUCGAUUGGCCAAGGACGACUCGAGCACGAACACUGCAGACCAUUCCAGGCGCGAAUCGAUCCGCACGGGCGUCAGUGGUAAGGAUCCAAAGACUGGAACGCCUGUACUAUCGUCACAUGAUCAAAGUUCCAGCGCUCGUGACUCCAAGGCGAAUUCCGGGCCCCUGGUGGUCAAUGGAGCAACCGGCUCAACCGGCAGCAGAAGCAGUCGCGACGAUGCCUGCGAGAGUGACAAUAGCACAGAAGAUUCGGACGACGAAAGCAAGAGCGAGCAGUCGGAGAGAGACCGACGAGGUGAGCCAGACCCAAUCCCGAUAUUGUAUCGCGAAGCUCGAUUAGCCCAGAAUUGUCAAGGCUCUUUGUUUACUUGA
Molecule: messenger RNA, 1284 nt
Organism: Exophiala mesophila
Lineage: Eukaryota; Fungi; Ascomycota; Eurotiomycetes; Chaetothyriales; Herpotrichiellaceae
Exons: 4
Coding region: 1-1284 (427 amino acids)
Cellular component (GO): nucleus; ribonucleoprotein complex; cytoplasm
Molecular function (GO): mRNA binding
Source: RefSeq, a predicted model, not a curated record